This is a messenger RNA of Closterium sp. Yama58-4, 4269 nucleotides long. Lineage: Eukaryota; Viridiplantae; Streptophyta; Zygnematophyceae; Desmidiales; Closteriaceae. The record is from the annotation of a GenBank genome assembly.
AUGCCUCCUCCCUCGCGGCGACGCGGGGGUGGGAGCGGAGGAGACGCGCCUUCCUCCCCGCGCGCUGACGGCGGCGCGGCGGGCAAGCGCGCACUUGCGCACAGGGCGGCGCACCACCCGCACCGAGGGAAGGCUGCCCCCGCAAACCUGGCGUGGAAUGCGGCGGUUCUUGCGCUGGUGCUGGCUGCGGGAUGCGCGGCGGCGGUGAUCGUCGUGCUGACGUGGGGCGACGCGCUCUUCGGCUCCUCCGAGAAGCAGCGCCACCUCACGCCGCUCAACGCGCCGCGCGUGGCGGAUCUCCCCAUGUUCAAGGGCAGGUAUGCAGAGGAGAUGCUGUGGGGAACCUAUCGCCCCCAACUCUACCUCGGCAUUCGCCCACGCCUGCCCCAGUCGGUGGUGGCGGGAGUGAUGUGGUGGGCGCCGAGGCAGGACGACUUUGUGGUGCGCCACACGUGCGAGCAGCACGACCCCGUCCUGCACUCAUACUCCUGGCUGCGCCAUGACGGCCGCCGCUACGCCCGCCAGGAGGUGAAGGACGGCCCGUUCGACCUGAGCAUGGGGUUCCUCAAGUCCUUCAACGGCAGCACGGGGUACGGUGGUGACUGGGCCGUGCGCGUGGCCGUGGACCUCAGCCGUGAGAGGGUGGGCGGCGCAGUCAACGCCCAGUCAAUGCCAUUCACGUUCUUCUUCUACGUGGCGGACGAGGCGGGCGCCCCGCUGCUGGCAGUGCCCUCGCCCCUCGACGUGGCCCGCCUUGUGCUGCACCCCGCCGCUGCCGCUGGGGCGGGUGGGGGAGAGGGCGCGAGUGGCAGUGCGGGGCGAGCGGGGGCGGAGAGUGACAAGGAGUGGGUGAGAGGGGGUUUUGAUGACGAGGAGGACGAUGAGGAGGACGAGGAUGAGGAGGAGGAGUGUGCGUGUUGCACUCACGCCUCCCACUGCUGCCUCUCAACCCAAACCUCUUCUCUGCCCCCCCACACGCGCAUCUCCCCUGCCCGCAAGCAGCAGGCGGAGGGGCCGGGGGCGACGUAUGAGGCGAUGCACACGCGGCACAUGCACAACCUGUCAGACGCUGUCAAGGCUGCUCUCAUCCGCCACGUACGUGCUUUCAUUCCGUCAAGGCUGCUCUCAUCCGCCAUGUAUGUGCUCUCAUCCGCCAUGUAUGUGCUCUCAUCCGCCAUGUAUGUGCUCUCAUCCGCCAUGUAUGUGCUCUCAUCCGCCAUGUAUGUGCUCUCAUCCGCCAUGUAUGUGCUCUCAUCCGCCAUGUAUGUGCUCUCAUCCGCCAUGUAUGUGCUCUCAUCCGCCAUGUAUGUGCUCUCAUCCGCCAUGUAUGUGCUCUCAUCCGCCAUGUAUGUGCUCUCAUCCGCCAUGUAUGUGCUCUCAUCCGCCAUGUAUGUGCUCUCAUCCGCCAUGUAUGUGCUCUCAUCCGCCAUGUAUGUGCUCUCAUCCGCCAUGUAUGUGCUCUCAUCCGCCAUGUAUGUGCUCUCAUCCGCCAUGUAUGUGCUCUCAUCCGCCAUGUAUGUGCUCUCAUCCGCCAUGUAUGUGCUCUCAUCCGCCAUGUAUGUGCUCUCAUCCGCCAUGUAUGUGCUCUCAUCCGCCAUGUAUGUGCUCUCAUCCGCCAUGUAUGUGCUCUCAUCCGCCAUGUAUGUGCUCUCAUCCGCCAUGUAUGUGCUCUCAUCCGCCAUGUAUGUGCUCUCAUCCGCCAUGUAUGUGCUCUCAUCCGCCAUGUAUGUGCUCUCAUCCGCCAUGUAUGUGCUCUCAUCCGCCAUGUAUGUGCUCUCAUCCGCCAUGUAUGUGCUCUCAUCCGCCAUGUAUGUGCUCUCAUCCGCCAUGUAUGUGCUCUCAUCCGCCAUGUAUGUGCUCUCAUCCGCCAUGUAUGUGCUCUCAUCCGCCAUGUAUGUGCUCUCAUCCGCCAUGUAUGUGCUCUCAUGCACGGGCUGCCAUGCACGGGCUUACCAGGCCACCCAGCAGCCAACGCUGGGCAACAAGGCACAGCCGCGCGCCAACGUGGCAAUCAUCCAGCUGACAGUGUGGCUGCCAGCAGUGGUGGACUUUGUCUUCCUCUCCGGCCUCCCCGCUCCCUCUGCUGCGCAAUCGUCCUCACAACAAGCCGCCACUCGCCUCAACCUCCUCUCAGGCCCUGCGCUGGCGCGGCGCAUGGGGGAGGCAGACGCGGCAGUGGAGCGCCGCAUGGAAGCUUCCUUCCCGGUGGCCCCCGAGCUGGCAGAGAAGAUCCCCGGAGUGGGGGACGCUGUGAAGGCAGCGCUGAGCAACCUCAUCGGAGGCAUGGGGUACUUCCAUGGCCGCUCCCGCAUCGCCAUUCCUCCCCACCUCAAGGACCCCAGCGACCCAGUGGGCUACUGGCAGUACUGGGCGGCAGCACUGUUCACCGCCACGCCCAGCCGCCCCAUGUUCCCACGGGGCUUCCUCUGGGACGAGGGCUUCCACCAACUCACCCUCAGGCGGUGGGACGAGCGCAUGGCAAUGGACGCGGUGGGGCACUGGCUGGAUCUUCUCAACGCGGAUGGCUGGAUCCCCCGCGAGCAGAUCCUGGGGGAUGAGGCGCGCAGCAAGGUACCGGAGGAGUUCAUACAGCAGCAUGUGACCAACGGCAACCCGCCCACGCUCUUCCUGCCUCUCACCGAGAUUGCUGAUCUGGCAGCUCACAGUGCUGCCACGUGUCAACGGCUGCCAAACGGGUCGUUUGUGCCAAAGGAGGGGGUGGGGAAGGGAGUGGGGGCAGGAGGCGGGGAGGCAGAGGGGUGUGAGCGGGUGUCGUUCCUGCAUGCAUGCUUGCCGCGCCUCAAGGCGUGGUUUCGCUGGUUCAACUCCUCGCAGGCUGGUGCGUGUGGGCGGGCGGCUCACUGCUGGGUGGAUGUGAAAAGCAGAGCGCUUGUGGGAAGCAGUGUGUGGGGGCGCACAAAGUGCUAUGAGAGGGGCAGCGCUAUGAGAGGGGUUGCAGCAGGAGCUCACCUCACUGCUGCCUCGCUGGGAUGGUGGAAUGCGGGCAUGGCAUGCAAGGGAAGAGUGGAUGUUGCGGUUAGAGGAAGGGGGUUCCCCCACAUGGGUCUACCACCACCACCACCACCACCACCACCACCACCACCACCACCACCACCACCACCACCACCACCACCACCACCACCACCACCACCACCACCACCACCACCACCACCACCACCACCACCACCACCACCACCACCACCACCCCCCCCCCCCGCCACCACCGCCGCCGCCGCCGCCGCCGCCGCCGCCACCGCCACCACCGCCACCGCCACACCGCCGCCGCCAUUACUCCAUUGCCCUGCCGCCCCCUUCACGUGGUUGAGGUGGGUGGCAGGUGUGCUCUCCCUCCCAUGCAUCGCCCUCUCUCCUUUCCUCCUCUGCCUUUUAUCAGGGAAGCUGCCUGGAAGCUAUUACUGGCGGGGCCGGGAUGCCAGCACUGUGCGCGAGCUCAACCCUAAGACGUUGCAGUCAGGACUGGACGACUACCCGCGGGCCUCCCACCCGUCGGAGGACGAGCGACACGUGGAUCUGCGCUGCUGGCUCGCCACCGCUGCUGCUGCCAUCGCCAAGAUCGGCAGUGUGGUGGGGGAGGAUGUGCAGGAGUAUGAGGCCACAGCCCAGCACCUCACGGACUUCACGCGUCUCAAUGAGCUGCACUGGGACAGCAGGAGGCAGCGCUACGCUGACUAUGGCAACCACACCGAUAAGGUGCGGUUGGAGGUGGUGGAGGCGGUGGACCCGGUGACGCACAGCGUGCGACGGGAGCAGCGCCGCGUGGUGAAGGGCACUCCCACACUGCGACUCGUGCCACACUUCGGAUACGUCUCACUCUUCCCGCUGCUGCUGCGCUUGAUUCCGCCUCAUGCGAGUGAGUUGGGGCAGCAGCUGGAGGCGCUGCGCGAGGAGAAGCUGCUGUGGACGCCCUUUGGCCUGCGCUCCCUCGCCACCACCAGCGCGCUGUACAUGCGGCGCAACACGGAGCACGACCCACCGUACUGGCGGGGGCCCGUGUGGAUCAACGUCAACUACCUCGCACUCUCCGCCCUGCGCUUCUACUCCACUCAGGCAGGCCCACACAGGGGCAGGGCAGCAGAGUUGUAUGGGGAGCUGCGCUUCAACCUCGUCAGGAACAUUGUGGAACAGUACCAAGAGAGUGGGUAUUUCUGGGAGCAGUAUGACAACACAGCGGAUGGCAAAGGGAAGGGAGCUCAUCCAUUCACCGGAUGGACUGCCUUGCUUGUCCUCAUUGCAUCCGAUGCUUUGUGA